Molecule: messenger RNA, 1452 nt
Organism: Brassica rapa (field mustard)
Lineage: Eukaryota; Viridiplantae; Streptophyta; Magnoliopsida; Brassicales; Brassicaceae
Product: transcription activator GLK2
Biological process (GO): positive regulation of DNA-templated transcription
Cellular component (GO): nucleus
Molecular function (GO): transcription cis-regulatory region binding; DNA-binding transcription factor activity
Source: RefSeq, a predicted model, not a curated record
CCUUGGAAGUAUCUAUAUCGAUGCAGACACACACGACUGUAUAUAUACACACAUGUAUUACUACUUCACUGUAUCAUUUUUUCUCUCUCUAAAUAUUCGAAUCUUGAACUUUUUCAUUUUCACUAUUCGAUGUUAACUGUGUCUCCUCUCAUCGUUAACACAACCUCAAGAGAAAACUAUAUGGCGGCGGAUUUCUCAGAUUUUACGACGGAACGCUUGCCGGACUUCACGAUGGUCGGAGAAGGAAGUCUUGAUCUUCUUGGAGGAAUCGAUUACUACGACGACUUUUUCAUUGGGUUCGAUGGAGAUGAUGCUUUACCCGAUUUGGAGAUUGAUUGCGAUAUUCUCGGGGAAUAUUCCGGCAGUGGGAGAGAUGAUGAACAAGAAAUGGAGGGAAACAGUUCGACAGCGUCGGAGACGUCAGAGAGAGACGGUGGUGUGGUUAAGCUUGAUGGUGGUGAUAGUACUCACAAAAUGGUGCGUAGAGGAAAACGUAAAGGGAAGAAAAAUAAAGAUUGUUUAUCAGUUGACAAUGAAAUUAAGAAAAAACCCAAGGUGGACUGGACGCCGGAGUUACACCGGAAUUUCGUACAAGCUGUGGAGCAACUAGGGAUAGACAAAGCAGUGCCAUCUCGGAUUUUAGAAAUUAUGAACGUUAAAUCUCUCACUCGUCACAACGUUGCAAGCCAUCUCCAGAAAUAUAGGUCACAUCGGAAACAUUUACUAGCGCGUGAAGCAGAAGCUGCGAGCUGGAAUCUCAGGCGGCAUGCUACGGUGGCAGUUGCCGGAUUAGGAGGGAAAAAACCGUGGAUGGCUCCUGCCUUGGGCUAUACACCAAACGUGACACAGAUGCAUCACGGCCACUUCAGGCCUUUACACGUGUGGGGUCAUCCUACAUGGCCUAAACACAAGCAUAACCAUCCAUCUUCGUCUACUCAUCGGACAUAUCAAAUUCCGGCUGUUGCAGCACCUCCGUCAUCUUGGCCAGGUCAGCCGCCAUAUUGGCACCAACAAGCACUAUAUCCACAGGGAUAUGGUAUGGCUACACCGAAUCAUUCGAUGUAUAAUAAUAAAUCAGAAACGAGCAUUGGUGUUCCCACAAGACAAUUAAGCCCCACCACUAAUCCGCCUAUCGACAUUCAUCCCUCUAAUGAGAGUAUAGACGCAGCUAUAGGAGACGUCAUCACAAAGCCGUGGCUACCUCUUCCUCUAGGACUGAAACCGCCCUCAGUUGACGGCGUCAUGACCGAAUUACAACGUCAAGGCGUUCCUAAUGUUCCUCCUCUUCCUUGAGAGAGCAAAAUUCGCCGAAAUCACAAUUGUUGAAUUCGCCUUUUUGGGUAUCUUUCUAAGUAUUUUUGCAAGGAAUACAAUAUAAUUCCUUGUUGCUUGAUCAUAUGUGUUCAAUAUGAGUUCAUCUAUCGAAGUUAAAGCAAGUCUGUUUUUAUCUAA